CGCAGGCUCGCGACGAUCACGGCUCUCUCCUCCUCACUGCAGCCCGCUCACCUCAGCGCCUUCAGCGAACACUUCACUGGAAGUAAAAAACAAAAAACAAAACAGAAAUUCGCCUGGAAAACAAACGAUUUGUGUGGAAGUGGGAAAGAAAGAGAGAGAGAGAGACCGAGACAGAAGAAACGACUCGCCAUCAGCCGCGUCAAAAGCUGGAGAAAAGUCCGAAGUAGGUCGAAAAUCAGAAGAAGAAACAGAAGAAUAGACGUUCAUCUGUUCUGAGGCUUCCUGGAUUCAGAGCGAAGAUGGCUGGCGCUCCCGACAAGCUUGCCGUUCUUGCGUCGUGCAUAUGCAUAUUCCUAAUGCUCCUCGAACCCAGCCUUCAGAAUGGGGCCGUCGCAGGGCACAGAGAGCCUCUUCCUGAUGACAGCAAAGACAACAUCACCAUUUUUACUCGGAUUCUGGACCGCUUGCUGGAUGGCUAUGACAACAGGCUGCGCCCGGGUCUCGGAGAGAGCGUGACUGAAGUUCGGACCAACAUCUACGUCACCAGUUUCGGACCGGUAUCGGAUACAGACAUGGAGUACACCAUCGACGUGUUCUUUCGGCAGAGCUGGAGGGACGAGAGGCUGAAGUUCGACGGGCCCAUGCAGGUUCUUCCUCUCAACAACCUUCUGGCCAGCAAGAUCUGGACUCCGGAUACCUUCUUCCACAACGGGAAAAAGUCGGUGGCUCACAACAUGACUACUCCUAAUAAACUCCUGCGUCUGGUGGACAACGGGACCCUGCUGUACACUAUGAGAUUAACUAUUCAUGCUGAGUGCCCCAUGCAUCUGGAAGAUUUCCCCAUGGAUGCUCACGCCUGCCCGCUCAAGUUUGGAAGCUAUGCUUACACCAACAACGAGGUGGUCUACAUCUGGACUGCGGAUGAUGAGAAGUCCGUGUCCGUGGCUCCAGAUGGCUCUCGUCUCAACCAGUAUGACCUGCUGGGACACGUCAUAGGCAAAGAGACCAUCAGCUCUAGCACAGGAGAAUAUGUGGUGAUGACAACUUAUUUUCAUCUGAAAAGGAAAAUCGGCUAUUUUGUCAUUCAGACGUAUUUACCCUGCAUCAUGACCGUCAUCCUUUCCCAGGUCUCGUUCUGGCUCAACCGGGAGUCGGUUCCGGCGCGUACCGUCUUCGGAGUCACCACUGUUCUGACCAUGACCACGCUAAGCAUCAGCGCUAGAAACUCUCUACCCAAAGUGGCCUACGCUACAGCUAUGGACUGGUUCAUGGCCGUGUGUUACGCCUUCGUCUUCUCCGCCCUCAUCGAGUUUGCCACCGUCAACUAUUUUACCAAGCGCAGCUGGGCCUGGGACGGUCAGAAGGAGAACCAGGAGAAGAGACGUGAGUCCGCGUCACUCUCCAAAAAGACCAACAACACCUUUAACAUCGUGGGCACUACUUAUCCGAUGAGCGUGGGAAAAGAACCCGGACUGACCACCAUUGCUAAGAGCGCUUCCAGCACGGCCUCAGCCCCGGCCCAGCCCCAGCCGGUCCGAGAGGUGCGGCUGUCCAGGAUGGACGGCGAGUACAUCUGCGAAGGCGUCAAGAAGUCCUACAACCGAGUCAGCAAAGUGGACAAGAUCUCACGCAUCAUCUUUCCUGUGCUCUUCUUUAUCUUCAACCUGGCCUACUGGGCCACUUAUGUCAACAGGAAGCCAACCAUUAGGAGGUCCAACCCCCAUAACUGAACCUGAAGUAUAUCUAUAAACAACAAUUUAGGGGGGAAAAAAAACAAACAAACAAAAAAAAACUCCCAAUCAAGUCUGGAGUAGCCAUAUGAUGCUACCACCA
This is a messenger RNA of Ictalurus furcatus (blue catfish), 1833 nucleotides long. RefSeq names its product gamma-aminobutyric acid receptor subunit alpha-3-like. Gene Ontology annotation, molecular function: GABA-A receptor activity; benzodiazepine receptor activity; transmitter-gated monoatomic ion channel activity involved in regulation of postsynaptic membrane potential. The transcript has 10 exons. The record is from RefSeq and is a predicted model, not a curated record. NCBI's taxonomy places the organism in Eukaryota, Metazoa, Chordata, Actinopteri, Siluriformes, Ictaluridae. Bases 300 to 1730 code for a protein of 476 amino acids. Gene Ontology annotation, cellular component: neuron projection; synapse; postsynapse. Gene Ontology annotation, biological process: signal transduction; gamma-aminobutyric acid signaling pathway; regulation of postsynaptic membrane potential.